Triticum turgidum subsp. durum (durum wheat) is the source of this 594-nucleotide messenger RNA. NCBI's taxonomy places the organism in Eukaryota, Viridiplantae, Streptophyta, Magnoliopsida, Poales, Poaceae. The record is from the annotation of a GenBank genome assembly.
AUGCUGCGUGCGUGCAGGAAGAGCCAGUCGAAGAAGGUGGUGUGCAUCCCGGCGCCGACGGCGGCGCCGGGAGCGAGCGGGCGGCAUAGCACGAGCGGCGAGGUGGUGCCGUCGGACCUGUGGGCAUGGAGGAAGUACGGGCAGAAGCCCAUCAAGGGGUCGCCGUACCCGAGGGGCUACUACCGCUGCAGCAGCUCCAAGGGGUGCCCGGCGAGGAAGCAGGUGGAGCGCAGCCGCACCGACCCCAACAUGCUCGUCAUCACCUACACCUCCGACCACAACCACCCGUGGCCGACCCAGCGCAACGCCCUCGCCGGAUCAACCCGCCCGUCAUCCUCCUCCGCCGCCGCCGCCAAGAUCGCCGCCUCCUCUUCCUCUUCAUUGGCGGCCGCGGCAGCUCGUAGCAGUAGCAACACCAACGUCGACGUCGACUGUGCUGGUGCUCACCAUCAGCUGAAGCAAGAGAGCGACCUGGACCUGUUCGCGGACAUGGACGCCCUCAGCGUCUUCUCCUCCAUCGACAAGAUCCAGGAAGAUGACAGCAAGCAGCAGCUGUUUGAUCCUUUCAGCUCCGGCUUCUGCGACUACAUCUAA